AGAAAGAAGAUGCUGGAGGUAAGCCAGGAAGGACCUUGCAAUGGAAGGGAAGAGAAAAAAAAGAAUCAAGGACAGAGGAGAGUGAAGUAUGGAGAAAGUCAACAACCAUAUCAAUGGAGAAAAAAGGCAGGGAGGAAAGGGCUGAAAGCAAUCAGUGCUGAUGGAUUAGAAGUAAUGAAAGGCCAAGUGACAGGGAAUGAGGGAGGGGCUAAUGGGCAAUGUUGAAGGAGACCAAGUGAUGACUGGAGAGCGGAACUCAGCACGGAGAGAUCAGAAAGCAGUUCUUGGUGAAUAUCACGUCAAAUCAGUUUUGACUCACUUUGAUUGGCAUGGCGAACUGACUUGCUACACAGAAAGAAAAAUAAGUCUAUUUUGCUCCUGGUUGCCUGUCCCCUGUGCUCCAAAAACUACUACUUAUACAAUAUUUUUAAAAUGGGAUAAAAUCCCGAGAUGUUUUGAAAGAACUACAGCAUCAACGUCCAUCACAAUAGAACGAAAAUUCCUUUACAUGAAUCGUUCUGUAAUUAUUUGGGUAUCAGCAAAUUACUCCCAUGAGAGCUCUGUGAAAACAAAGAACAUCUCCACUAUACUCAACAAGGCAGAGAAGUGUGCUAUACACUCCAUAAGUGCUCACCAGUUAUCAAACAGAUUAAUAAUUAAGUGGGACGCACCAAAAAAGUCUAUGCAAUAUGAACUGCAAUAUAAAGAAGCAUGUUCAACAUCCUCACAGUGGAUAUUGGUGCCCACAGCAAACGAUGCUGUCAAUGUGACUGUCUCCGAUUUAAACAGUACAUCUUCAUAUGUUAUUCAGCUCAGAUGCAGACCCAGUGAGGCUCACCACUGCGUUUGUGUUUGGAGCAAAGAGAUUUUAGUCCCUCAUAAGCUGAUUGACAAGCCAACAAUUUCAGCUAAUGAAACCAUAGAAAUCUCUCCAGGAAGAAUAAAUGUUUUUCUUCAGUGGCAGAUAACACAAAGCAGGAAUGUCAUUGGAUACUAUGUUAAUAUUGAAAGAAUACCCAACAGUUGCAAUGAUCAACCCGAACGCAUCAGCAUAACCGAGAGAAGACUGCAUCUGAAUCUCUCCAUGGCUUAUUAUCGGUUUAAUAUUUCUGCCUAUAAUGAAGCAGGAGAAUCUCCACAGAUCACUUAUGUUGUCCCAGAUUUCACCGCAACAGUUUUGCCUGGACAAAUCACUGCCAUACCACAAGGAAACAACACUAUUGUCACCUGGACUCCAGAAUACAUUCCAAAGUGUUUUGUGGUUGAUUGGGGCACUGGUAAAGAAGAUAUGCACAUGAAAAUAAUAACUAAGCCCAUGGGAAAUUUCACACUAGACCAUUUACAACCAUAUAAAUUGUACAAAAUAAUGGUGCAUGAAUCUGCCAUAUGUGAAUGUGAAAGUUUCAUGAGACAUGAGAGGACAUUUGGAGUGACCCACUUCUACUCAGUUCAAGGAGUUCCUAGGACAGGUCCAGCUACUGUGAACAUUUCAAAUAUCAUGAAGCAUUCUGCUAUUGUGAAAUGGACUGAAGUACCUGCAGAAGACUGUUUGGGCUUCCUCCAGGGAUACAGAAUCAACUAUACAGACACAAUGAAGAAUCUGUCUCUGGUUGUUGCUGUCAAUUCUUCUACCACCUGCUACCUGUUAACAGGACUUAAAGAAAAAACUGCCUAUACAGUACAAAUUUCAGGAGUCACCACUGCAGGAGAAGGAGCCCAAAGUCGUUCACAGUUUUUCACUACUCUGAAAUAUGAUAAAGGGGAAUUUGAAGGUAUUGUUGCUGUCUUUUGUCUUGGCAUCAUAUCCACCAUGUUUUUUCUACCCAUCAUUUGUUCUUUGAUGCUUAGAAGGUCAAGAAAAUUGUGCUGGCCGACUUUACCAAGUCCAAGAGACUGCAGUGCUAUCCAAGAUGUGGCAAGAAUCAUUCCAUGGGCUAACCAGGGACCCACUUCAAGGCUGUUGCUUCAAACACAAACAGACAAUGAUACUACCAGCCUUCAUGUGAUAGAAGAAGAUUCAAAGGCUUCUUUGAAGCUGCAGCCCUUUAGUGAGGACACAGAAGACAACAGUGAGUGCGAUGCAGGCCAGUCUGAAAGUGCUGGUGGUAGCCCAGACACCUGUCCAAGUCUUUUGAAAAUCUCUGAAAAAGCAACUGCAACCGAAAAAGAAAGAGUCAGCUCUAGCAUGAGGGCACCUCUCCUGAGUGAUUACACCAGCAUGGAAUUCAGUCAGAAAGCCAUGCUAAGUCUGGCGCUGAAUCUCCCUCCAUGGGCUGCCCAUCCUCAUAUGGAGGGGAAACUGAACAACAGGCCAGGAAAAGUGGAGCAACACACACUGUUUACUCCUCAAGACUAUGUGAAACAGAGCCAGGUGGUGUUUAUGCCAACUGGACCAACACUGAUGGAAAAAACCAGUUUGAGCUGAAGUCUCUCAAUGCCUCCCCGUGGCAUAGGAUCAAGCCCCAACACCUUUUGAUGCUUGAUUGGAGCGGUUACAAUAUUGUAGGAUGGUGAUUCUGUGAAUGUUGACACUUCUUUGCUUUAAUAAGUUCCACAGCUAAAGUAGUUUGUGUAUAUAGUUACAUUAGCCAUUUCAGGCCCUUGCUCUUACCACAAAUCAUACUCAACUAACUCUUGCAGUCAUGACAUGGACAAAGCUCCAGUCUGGGUCCUCAAAAGAUUUUCCAGCUGGAUAUGGCUCCUCGCUACUUUGAGUCUGAUUAUUUGUCAGUGUUAAUGUAGUAAAUGCAAUGUGGUCUAGUGACUCAACUGCAGCACUGGUAGACAAGAACCCUUGAUUCUAGUCCCAGCCUUGUUUUUGGUUUGCUGUAAGCAAGUCAAAAUUUCCAAAAGUGGCAUCUAAUUUUGGGUGAGCAAUUUGAGACAACUAAGAUCUGCUUUUCAGAGUUGGUUAACAAACCCCAUCAAUCUGUUGGAAAGGAAUCCAACCAACUUGUCUAGCUUUUGCAUUUGGGGGCAUUGUGGCAACUUUCUCAACGAGGUUCCUGUUCAUUCCUUCCAAAAGAUGUUCCUGAUCAGCUUGUGUGUUGGUCAUUGCAAAGGGUACAGAAAAUCCUCAAUAGCGGGAGAGCAAGCUUUCAUCCAUAUCACACUGGGCUCUGAUAGUCUUGGCUCUCACAAGCCAGGCACAGAAUUUGCUCAGUAUAUGGAUGAGACAUCUUCAAUGAAAACCUAAGUGGUUACUGUCAGUGAUGUUAGUCAGACUCUUUGAGUCAAUGAUAUAUCAACCCCCCAGGCAGAUGUUUCACUGGUGGAGGUGGCAUCUUUAGGAUGAGGGGGGAGUUAAAAAAAAAAAAAGGCCUCAUGGCCAUUGGAGACCCCGUGACACUUUCUGCAAGAGUGGGAGUAUUUGCUAGAUAACCUAGCCAGACUCAGGAGGAAGAGGAAAUGAUUCCCCUGAGUUCAGCACUUCACAUUGAUAAAGCACCUUACAUCCUGAAGUAGUGAUGCUAUUAUGGGUGUGUUCCCCCCUUUGACCCAAGCAGCACAUCAAAGUUCAAGGCCCUGUGGGUUGUUUCCACUAGGAAGAGAAAAUAAUGGAGGCAGGUAUUUCUUUGAUGCAAUCCUGUUUAUGUAUACAGAAUGUGCAAAGUCCAAUUUCCGUGAACAAAAGGAGGAAAUUACAACAGAAGACAACGUCCUUUCUUUCAGCCCAUAGCCCCAACCCAAAUCUCUCUCUCUAGCUUCUUGCAGGGCCACAUCAUACUAUGUCUCUCUGUCCUGAGUUUGUGUGUGCGCGCACCCCCCCCCCCCAGUCCUUCCCCCUAGAUUGUAAGUUCCUCAGCUGACAUGUUUGUUCCUUUGUUUUGAGCUUGUUUAACUGUCUUUUACAGUUCUCUUAAGUGAAGGGUGGCAGUUAAACCUGCAACAGGCGCUAUGAUUUCCAGUUUUAUAUAAAAUGGUUACUCACCUUCUUACAACAGUUGUUCUUAGAGAUGUGUUGUGCAUAUCCAUUCCAAUCAGGUGUGCACGACAGCUGGAAGAUUUUCCACCUAGCAGUAUUCGUAGGGUCAGCCUGGGCGCUCUCUGGAGUCGCACCUUCAUGGCGCCCAAUAUAGGGCCCUGCUGAUCUGACCCCCACCUCAGUUCCCUUCUUGCCGGGUACCCUGACAGAGGGGUAGGAGGGUGGAUAUUGGAAUGGACAUGAACAACACAUCUCAAAGAGCAACAGUUAUGAGAAGGUGAGUAACUGUUUUUUCUUCAAGUGCUUGUUCAUGUCAAUUCCAAUCACGUGAAUUAUAAGCCCAAAUUCAGCAGGCGGGGUUGGAGUUGUCCACCAACUGGAGUACCGCUCUACCAAAGGCCACAUGGUCUCUGGCCUGCUGGGUAAUUGCAUAAAGUGUAUAUGGAGGAUCAUGUCAUUGCCCAGCAUAUUUCCUGGGUAGGAACGUGAGCCAGGAAAGCCAUUGAAUAGGCCUGCACCCUGGUGGAGUGCGCAGGGAUCAGAGGGCCCAGCCCUUCUGCCAGGCUGUAGCACUCAUGGAUGCAGGACAUGAUCCACAACAAAAUUCAUUGAGAAGAGACUGGAAGACCUUUCAUUCUGUCUGCCUUAAAUUAGAGUGAAUACAUGAAGACUCGGCACACCACUUCUGUAAUAUACAAAGUUUUUUAGCUAAUUGUAAUGUAAUUUUUUUAUAAGGGCUGCAGAGCACUCGGACCAGGCCAGGAGCAGAGCCCUGGGCUGGCUGCCAGUACCCCAGGCCGGCAGGAGGGCUGAGCAGGGCCAGAGGCCCGGACCCCAGCUAGCAGGGGGCCGGGCGGCUGGAACCCCAGACCAACAGCGAGGUGAGCGGGGCCAGUGGCUAGUAUCCCAGGCUGGCAGCAGGCUGAGCGGGGCCGAAGGCCGGGACCCCUGCUGGCAAGAGGCCGGCGGCCAGAACCCCAGACUGGCAGCGGGCUUAGCGGGGCCAGCAGACAGAACCCCAGAUGCGUGCCGACCCCUGGGAGGAAGAUGUCCUGGUUGAUGUGAAACUGGGAAACAACCUUUGGGAGGAAUGCAGGAUGUGGCCUGAGCUGAAUCUUGUCCUUGUAGAACACCAUGUAAGGGGGCUCUGAUGUUAGGGCCUUGAGCUCAGACACCCUCCUGGCUGAGGUUAUUGCCACCAGAAACGCUACCUUGUACGAGAGGUAGAGCAGGGAGCACGUUGCUAGUGGUUCAAAAGGCAGCGCCAUCAGUCUGGAAAGGACCAGGUUGAGAUCCCAGGCCCGGACUGGCUCCCUGACUUGUAGGUAUAGUCUGUUGAGACCUUUGAGGAAACGGCUGACCAUAGGGUUAGCAAAGACUGAUCAGCGCUCUGAACCUUGAUGGAAUGCAGAGAUGGCAGCCAAGUGAACCCUUAUUGACCACAUGGACAACGCCUGCUGCUUGAGAUGGAGGAGCUAGUCUGACGUAAAUGGCACAGAGGCAAGGAUCUGCUUUAGCCAGCCAAGACUGCAUCUUUUGUAAUAUUACUGUGAACCCUGUGACCAGAAAGCCAGCCAAAAGCCUUAACCUGACAUACCAGUGUCAGGUGUGCCACGUCUCAGAGUGCAAAAGGAUGUGCUGACCCAUGUGUCUUUAGCAGCGAGGUUGCAAGUAAAAAUCAGCACCAGAGACAGAAACUAUACUUUUUCUGUAUCUUUAAUAAAAGGUUAAAAAAAAUGGUGUGUUUGCAAUACAACUAAGCAGGCCAAAGCCUUUGUACUCAACCUCCCAAACCAUGUUUGACUGUUUAGUGUUGUACAGUGACAGGGUCAUGUUAACACCUUUGACUCUAUUGGCCCACUUACUCUAUUUAAAUUAACACAACAGCAUGCUCUGGGAAGAGCAACAGUUGCCAAACUCUCACUCUCUGAAAGGGAGAAGCAAAAUAUAUACAAAGCCAGAAAAGUUAACUGUAAU
Molecule: messenger RNA, 5902 nt
Organism: Mauremys reevesii (Reeves's turtle)
Lineage: Eukaryota; Metazoa; Chordata; Testudines; Geoemydidae
Product: interleukin-6 receptor subunit beta-like
Exons: 14
Coding region: 197-2425 (742 amino acids)
Biological process (GO): cytokine-mediated signaling pathway
Cellular component (GO): membrane; signaling receptor complex; external side of plasma membrane
Molecular function (GO): cytokine receptor activity; cytokine binding
Source: RefSeq, a predicted model, not a curated record